CCGAUUUCUAUUCAUCUGUCAUCUCUUUGGAAGUCAUCUGCCUUUUUUCUUUUGAGCAGAGUUAAUCCUCGUUUGCUCCGUUUUCGCUUCAUUCAAUUCCUAUGUCCCAGCCUUGCUAGUCCUCGAGGAACGCGGAGGAGCGACCCUUUCCGCUGUUGUACACUAACAAUACUUUCGAUUUUUUUUCUUAGACAUUGACACAUUGCGUUACCGUAAAAGUUUCCCAAGCAACAUUGAAUCCCAAUAAUCAAUCGCAAACAUGCCGGAAAGAUUUAUUGUCGUAGGCGCUGGGCCUGUAGGAUCUCUAGCUGCUCUGUAUGCAGCAGCGCGGGGCCACAUUGUAGAAAUCUACGAAUUACGACCUGAUCUACGCGAUCCCCAAACCACUCCUCUGAACUUUGCCAAGUCCAUCAACCUGGCGCUCUCAGAACGAGGCAUCAACUCUCUGCGAGAAACCGCCCUGCCCGAGAUUGUGGAGUCGGUCCUCUCGGAAACCUUUCCCAUGCAAGGCCGCAUGAUCCAUGUUCAGAAGAAUGGCAAAUACAUCCGUGAGGCCCAAUUGUACGAUGCUCGCGGCAAAAAACUCCUAGCCAUGGACCGAACGGGACUGAACACUGCCCUUUUGGACCAUCUGGAAUCUAUGCCCAACGUCACCAUCCACUUCUCCCACAAGCUCACCGGCAUCGACUUCAGAUCACGCACAGCAUGGUUCGAACGCCAAACCACGAACGCCGCUCGCGCCAUCGAAAUCCAGGUCGGCUUCUCCUUCAUCAUCGGCGCGGAUGGCGCCCACUCCGCCGUCCGCUACCACAUGAUGAAGUUCGUCCCGAUGUCGUACCAACAACAGUACAUCGACAAACUCUGGUGCCAAUUCCACAUCCCGCCGUCCGAAACCACAGGAGACUUCCGCAUCCCGCCCAACUACCUCCACAUCUGGCCGCAAGACGAAUCCAUGUUCAUCGCGCUCCCCAACCUCGACAAAUCCUUCACCGCGACCCUCUUCUCCACCCGCGCCAACUUCCAAGCCCUCGACACCACCACCGACAUCCUCGACUUCUUCACCACCAAGUUCCCCGGCGUAGUGCCCGACCUCAUCUCCCCCCUCGAACUUGAAGACCAAUACAAGUCCAACCCGCACCUCCCCCUCAUCUCCAUAAAAUGCUCGCCCUACCACUACUCCUCAACCGGCGUCAUCGUCGGCGACGCCGCACACGCCAUGGUCCCCUUCUACGGGCAAGGCAUGAACGCGGGCCUCGAAGACGUCCGCGUGCUCUUCGAGAUCCUCGACCGCCACCCGCCCAACCAGCGCGCAAAAGCCCUCGACGAGUACUCCCGCCAGCGCGUGUCAGACGCCCACACAAUCAACGACCUCGCGCUGCGGAACUACGCGGAGAUGGCGACGGACGUCAAGCGCCCGCUGUACCUCGUCCGCAAGUGGAUCGAGGAGACGCUCGACCUGUGGGUGCCUGGGUUCGGCUGGGCGACGCAGUACUCGAGGGUUACGUUCAGUAAUAUGAGGUACUCGGAGGUGCAGGACCGCGCGCAGCGCCAGGCCAGGAUAUUGAAUGGCGUCGUUGGGUUGGCGCUGGCUUCGGCGGCGGUGUCGGGGGCGUUUUUCGUCAGGGCGGGUGGUGCCGAGAGGGUCAAGAUGGGCGUUUUGAAGAGCAUUUGCUGGGUUGCGAGACGGGGGUCGGAGUUGCUGCAAAGGGUUCAGGGAUAGAGUCUUCACCUUCAUUGGUUUCUGUAUAGUACGUUAUGUAUGCAUGUAAUUGUUGGACCGGGCGGGGCGGACGGAGUCUGUCAGAGUCAGCAUAGCAAAUGGCGGGAUGUUUGAUAUGUAAAUCGUAGAACCUUUUCCUUUUCCUUUUAUCUCAUCACGCAUAUUUUCCUGUACAAUCGAUCGAUCAAUCAUCCAUCAUAUUUCCUUAAACACUCACGUCAUUAGAAUUCCAAAAGACAUCG
This is a messenger RNA of Aaosphaeria arxii CBS 175.79, 1962 nucleotides long. Its product is annotated as kynurenine 3-monooxygenase-like protein. Gene Ontology annotation, cellular component: mitochondrial outer membrane. Gene Ontology annotation, biological process: quinolinate biosynthetic process; L-tryptophan catabolic process; NAD+ metabolic process. Lineage: Eukaryota; Fungi; Ascomycota; Dothideomycetes; Pleosporales. The transcript is spliced from 3 exons. The coding region runs from base 260 to 1720 and encodes 486 amino acids. Gene Ontology annotation, molecular function: kynurenine 3-monooxygenase activity; FAD binding; NAD(P)H oxidase H2O2-forming activity. The record is from RefSeq and is a predicted model, not a curated record.